AUGGACGACAUUAGUGAGACAAUUCGCAACAUGUGCGGCCUUCCUGGCGACGAUAAAGUCGUCAUUGACAACAUUUUGGCAGACGCCAACAAUGACAAGACCUUCUUGGAUUACUUUCAAGAAAACGUGAAGCUUGUAGCCGACCAAACCUUUCUGACGCAGCCCAUGGGAAAGAACAUCGUCAUGGAAUGGACCUACGCAGAAGUUCUGACGGAAGCGAAGAGGGUCGCAGCUUAUAUUCAGAGCUUGGAACUACCGGAACGAUCUCAGAUUGCCAUUUUAUCCAAGAAUUGCGCCUGGUGGGUCGUCGCCGAUAUUGGAAUCUGGUUGGCCGGUCAUGUCUCGGUCCCAAUCUUUCCCGGAUUGACGGAGGAAACCACCAAAUAUACCUUGGAGCAUUCCGAAUCUAAACUGCUCUUUGUUGGAAAGCUCGAUGAAAAGCCAUGGGAAGAACAAAAGGGUGGAAUUCCGGACGAUCUUCCAACUGUCUCCUUUCCCUUAUCACCAGAGAACGGUGCGAAAAAGACGUGGAAAGAAACAGUUGGAGAAAUGACACCAUCCGAGAAGAUCUUUCAACCAGAACCAGACACCAUGGCAACCAUUAUUUAUACAUCUGGUUCCACUGGAAAACCGAAAGGUGUCAUGACCAGUUUCAGGGCCAUGACAGCUGCUACCAGAGGAAUUACAAAGCAAGUCAAGAUUACGUCAAGAGAUAGGUACUUGUCGUAUUUGCCAUUAUCCCAUGGGAUGGAGCGCUUCUUGGGUCAAUGUUGUCCCCUGUACGCUGGUAUGCAAGUCUUUUAUGCCGAAUCAAUCGCGACCUUUGUGGAUGAUUUGAAUCGGGCCAGGCCCACCCUGUUUGUGAGUGUACCAAGGCUUUGGACCAAAUUUCAAGCCGGUGUCUUUAAGAAAAUGCCUCAGGGUACGUUGGAUACCCUGCUCAAAGUCCCACUGGUCAACAACUUGAUUCGCCAUAAAAUCUUGGCCGGAUUGGGUUUGGACUGCGCUCGACUGGCGGCAUCUGGAUCGGCUCCCAUCCCAGCAGAAGUGUUGGAAUGGUACCGUUCCCUUGGCCUGGAAUUGCUAGAAGGAUACGGAAUGACCGAGAACUUUAAUUAUUCACACAUGAGUAAAGAGGGCCAUUCUCGUGCUGGCUACGUUGGGAAUACGUAUGACGAUGUUCAAUGCCGAAUCGCACAAGAUGGAGAAAUUCAGGUCCUUACUCCAGGAAAGAUGAUGGGAUACUUCAAGAAUACAGAUGCAACUAAGGAGACAAUCACCGAAGAUGGUUGGGUGCGCACUGGUGACAAGGGGGAAAUUGACGAAGAAGGUCGUUUGAAGAUUACUGGACGAACGAAAGAAAUUUUCAAAACGUCCAAGGGCAAGUAUGUUGCACCAUCACCGAUUGAACAAAUGUUUGUUUCACACGCCAUGGUGGAAAUGGCGUGCGUCUGUGGACAGGGACAGCCUCAGCCUCAUAUUAUUCUGCAGCUAGCAGAAGACGUCAAGCAAAACGCCAUGAACGAUGGACACUUCCGACAAGAAGUUACGACGGCUCUUAUCUCUCACUUGACGAACUUUGUAAACCCUUCUUUGGACGCACAUGAACAAUUGGACUUUGUGGUGAUUGUAUCGGAAAACUGGCUUCCAGAAAAUGGCUUUCUAACCCCCACGCAGAAGAUCAAGCGGGCAAAGAUUGAUGAGGCCUACAGUGCAUCGAUCCCCGAUUGGUACAAGGAAGCAAAGAAGGUGAUCUUUCACGGAGGCUGGAUGUAA
Messenger RNA from Cylindrotheca closterium, 1776 nucleotides. Lineage: Eukaryota; Bacillariophyta; Bacillariophyceae; Bacillariales; Bacillariaceae. The record is from the annotation of a GenBank genome assembly.